Molecule: messenger RNA, 1321 nt
Organism: Suillus subaureus
Lineage: Eukaryota; Fungi; Basidiomycota; Agaricomycetes; Boletales; Suillaceae
Exons: 8
Coding region: 227-1321 (364 amino acids)
Source: RefSeq, a predicted model, not a curated record
CUAACUUGUGUAAACAAACGUUGAACAACGUGUUUGAUUUGAGCUGACAAGGCCAAUAUUCUCUUGCACGCUGCGCAGCUCAACGUACGUUCAACGAGUCUUGAGCAACAUUGAUUUUGUACUUUGUCGUGUCACUGAGGCUACUCGAAACCAAUCUGAAGGCUCCCAAAGGUGUGUUCUUUCAUUUACUAUGUGGCUACUAAGCACAUGUCAUUGUAGUUAGCCUAUGAACGCAGAACACUGGUGUUGCUGUCGGAAAUAUUGUCAUGGACAGCGGAAGUGUCUGAAGUCCCUCAGGACAUGGCAAAGACACCUGCAAGAGGCUGAUGAGGAUGAGAAGCCUCGAGUGCGAGCUGCACGGCUCUCUCGGUCAUUUCAAAACUUUGUUGCUACUACUAUGAACAAUGCACCAGCUGCAGGACCAUCUCUCAUGCAACCUCCCAUUGCCUCCGGUUCGGGACGUACACCCUCUUCCACUACAUCUUCCAGUAGCAGUGAUGACGACAGGCCUUCACGCAAGCGCAGAUGUGGAUCAGGAGAACUGUUUGUUAAUGAUGUCAAUCUUCCGCAUCCCCCAGGCAGUCCAGACAAUGAUCAAUACAUACCAGAGCCAGACUUUGAUGCCUUGCCCCGAGAUCUUGAAGGUCCCGAUCAAGAUCAGCGUGACGAGACACCACCUGCAGCACAUUGGCAUAAUCCAUUGAAAGAUCUUGACCUAGAUCAGUUGGGUCGUGAUGUGAAACGUUUUGAACUUCAGCGAGAUAUGCAAUUUAUUCUCGCGCUGCAUAAUGCUACUCUCGACGACGGUGCUGGACUUAUCGGAGAUGCAUUGGAGCGUUUGCGAAACCCACCACAAGCACAAGCACGGCUAGAUGAUUCUGACAUUGAACAUUGUUGGUCGAUUUCCGUCGUUCUCCCAGGCACCCGGCAUCCAUCAACAUUCGCAAAUAACACGCACUCCGUUCCGUUGAUCAUCGAAAGAGCGCUCCAUGCAGGAGCAAUCAUCACGAGCGGCCUAGCUUAUACCCGUAAUAGCUGCUUUCUGAUGGCUUGUGAAUCUAAUGAGUAUGCACAGGCUCUCCUUGCACUUGCAUGUUCACAGCCGUCCGUCUCACCAACUCUGCAUAUGACCAGCGCCUCAUUCAUGCCACCACCACAUGCCUAUAGCAGGCAGCACAUGUGGGGAGAUCUGUCAUAUGCUACUCCACAACACCAGCCACUGGCACACUCUGUGACCGUCAACAGCGCUACAGGAGCCAGUGUUUGGGGUAGGGAUGACCAUAAUAUGCUGCAGACGAUUGAUAUUCAAGAGCUGCCAUGA